AUGGCGGGCUUCAGCCGCCUUGUGCUGACAGCUUUGCUCUGGCGUGCCUGGGUGGCCCUGGCCAGCCGCGAUAGUUGGACCACGCUGCCUGGGGCCCCGCGCUUCCGAUACUCCAUUUACGGAAUGGCCACACAGCCACCAGCCGGACCGAGCUUCCUCCUCACAAGCCGAGGUCUCUUCCGUGUGGACGUGGAGGGGUCGGACGCUUCCAUGGUGAAGGUCUGGAACGCGACGACGAAUUUCGGCAGCGGCGGCGAGUUGUCCCUGGGCGAGACGGGUCUCAUGCUCGUCACCAAGUUCGGCCUCCGCAGGUAUGCCUGGUAUCGCCGAAACAGCACGAGCGACUGGGAGUCCCUCACAGGCGUCUGGAACAAGAACGAGGAGUUCCCGGCUGCAGACGAACUGGGUGCCUACCCCGAGACCUUCAGCGACAACCGCUACCAAGGUUACGCCCAUCCCUGGCGUGCUGGCCCAGACGGUAGAAUUUAUGUGAUGCUCAAGCGGAGAGCCGAGUGGCCCUCGCCGGAUCAGAUCCCCGAGUCGGGGACGCGCGACAGGUACGCCAUCUGGAGUUAUGAUCUUGACGACGGAGAGUGGAGGAGAGCGACGCCGGACUUGCCGAAUUUCCGUGGCAAGACGCUGAAGACCUACACUCGAGGUUGCCCCAACUGCCAGGGAGUCUCCGGCUUCAACGGCACUCUGGCGUCCUGGAGCGGGAAGCAGCAGGUCAAGUACGGGAACGGCAAGCUCUGUGGGGCGGAUCAAGAUCCCGAGGUGAAGCCUCAGUGUUGGAAGCCACAAAGCUUUAGCCUCCCGACCUGGGGCGGCAACCAUACCCGCGGUCUCUACCUGCGCGCCUGCCACGGGGAGGUUCGGGUGGAGCGCUUCGUGCUCGCCACCGUGGACAACUUGACUGAGGAUGUUCUGGAUUCCCUGGAAGUGAGCGAUUUCGUGGAUGGGACCUGGCAGGAGGUUGCGGGCGAGCCGUUGGUGAUCGAUCCAUCUAUGGCCACGCAGCUUUUUCCCGCCAGCGGCAAGAGCGAGAGCACGGUUCGGACCGCCGCAGGCGGCAUCAUCUUCGACGGCACCUCCGAAGUGAGGGGGACUCAGCAGAAUGCCGCCACUGAAGCGGCGCACGCAGAGUACAAGACCCGUUUCCAGCCCAUCGAGAAAGCGAACGAGAGGCGCUACGUGUACUUGAAGGCACAGGCGCUGGGCACGCCUCGACCACACGUCUGGCGCCACUGCGUGGAUGUGCUGACAACAGGCUACUUCAACCAGUGGCACCCCCGCUUCGAGUUCACCCGACGCCCCGACGGCAGCUUGAGCUUCUACGCUGGGAACACCGGGGUGGACAGCGUUUCGCGCUGUGAUGACUCGCCCGAAGCACAGCCUGACACCGGCAUCGUGCUGCUGGAGGAUGGCGCCUGGCGCGGGCUGACAGGGCCAGACACGAAGUACCGCAAGGAGGGCUUCACUUGCGGCUGGGGCCAGUCCAAGAUCUACGUCUCCGCGGACCGGAGGACCCUCUUCUCCACCGGCGGUUCAGGUCAGUACUAUUCCUUUGACGAAGCGAAGGGCUGGUGGCUGCCUCUGGAUGAAGCCAGCUACGGAGAUGCGCGAGGCUUCUUCACACAGCUCACGCAGCAGCGGAGUGAGCCGAACCUGGUCCACGCCGAUGGCAUCUACCACCUGCCCAAACCGAUCGACCAGGCCGACUGCAGCGUGACCUGGGACGUUCCUCUGCUCGCUUUGCCGCAUCCCACUGACAGCAACAAGGUUUCCGGCUUCCUUAUGGAGCUUCGCACGGACCCGGCGAAGAACUGCACAGGCUUGCCGACGGGGGACAGCUUGAACGACGAACGAACCGUCGCGGAGGCCUUGGCCGAGAAGAAUCCCAAGCCACUCCGGCGCGGACACGUGUGGCAUGCUUUUGAUGAGUCGCGCCUGGCCCGCAAGACUUUGCCCAUGCACUUGGCCACCUACCAUCCCUUCAACUCGCAGUGCCAGAGUGAAGCUGUCGUCAGCGCCUUCCUCUUGCAAAAUGCCUCGCAGAUUGUGACCUGUGGUCGCUUCCCGUCUAUGGCAGAACGAGACCAGGUCGUGUGGCUGAGCAGCAGCACAGGGGAAAGGCUGCGCACUGCGAGCCUGCCCGGCGAGGCAAGCAGCUGCCGGGAAGUUCCAGGUGGCGGCCCCGUCAACCUCUUCGCGGCAGGGGACUUCGGCCUGGUUGGUAUUGGCGAGGACGGCGAGGCUUGGGCCGCUCCGGUCACAGAGGUCGUCGCGACAUCCGCCGUUCGUGGUGGACGUGUGGCCGUCGUCACGUCCAACAAGACCGUUGCUGUCUUCUCAGCUUCAUCCGGCGCACUGGUCGCCCAGCGCAGCUUCGGCUACAGCUACGUGACUGCGGUGGAGCUGUUCACGGACGGUCGAGUGGCAGUGGGAGCUUACACCAACAACAGAGCCACCAACGCCGUUCAGAUCGCCCGGAUGGAGAUUUACAGCGCAGACCUCCAGGAGCGCCUCACGCAGACCUGGGGCAUGUUUACCGCUAGGCAGCUGGACGAUGCCCACAACAUGGCGGACACCAGGGUGUAUGGUCUGGUCCUGGACGACAUCGAGGAGCAUGUCUAUGUGGCCGGCGAGUCUGCGGGGGGUAACACGAUCUUCCGCUGGAACGGCCAGGACCUUUCCACGGGCACUGCACGCGACACCGGGACGCCCAUGUGGAUGGCCAAGUCGGAUGCGCAUGUGGGCUAUGUUGGCCGAGUCCGGGCCAGCGAUGGAGUAGUCGUCGGAGGCACCUUCAUCGCGCCCAUCCUACGCUCAGCCCAGCGCCUCAACACCUUUCGAAUGAAAGGUAGUGCCUUGCAGUUCGAUGCCGAGAGCAACUCCCUUUAUGUCAUGGGAACCUCCACAUGUUGCAUCCCUGGCCGAACCGCCUUCACCCUGGCGGGGCAGAGGGUGGACGGCGGGGACCCGGCAGGCUAUGCUGGAAGCGACCCGAGCCUUGUGGCCUUCGACUCGGAGCUCAGGCAACGCCGGGCCUGGACCACCUUCAGUCGCUGGCGAAACAAGGGCUCUCCUGCAGGACUUUCGAUCCAGAAUGGCAUCAUGACCAUUGCGGUGACAACUCACGGAGGCCAAGCCAUCACCACGCCGAACGCGCUCUUCCCGAAUGCCUCCGAAACAGAGGAUCACUCCUGCGACGUGCCGGAGGACACAAAGCUCACGGAUGUGUGGCUGGCCGUUUUGCCUUCCUUGCCACCGGUCGGGACGCCCAAAUUUCCCAGAGACCGCGAAAGGCGGACAUUGGUAGGCCGACUCCGUCUUCGUGUGCGCUCGGCAGAGACCUUCGUGGACGACGCCGCCACCCGGCGAGGUCUGCGCCGCGGGGUGGCCCGCGCCCUCCAGGUCCCCGAGGAGAACGUGAACAUCACCAGCGUCAGCGUUGUGCCGGCUGGGGGUCGACGGCUUGCCACCUUGGGAGAGUUGCUGGUUGAAUACACGGUGACCGAGACGGAUGAGUCACCCCUGGACACGGCAGCAGUUGAGCAGAUGGUGCAGGAGGUCGAGGCGAACUCGACCGCAGUUCUCGGGGAGUUGGUCUCUGCCAUUGCAGAGCUCGCGCCCGAGUUCGCGACCUCCAUCGAGGAAGUGGAUAUAACAGCAUACAUUUUGGUGGCUCGAAACUUUUCGCUUUUUUCCGUUUCUUCUCCAAGGUCUAGAGCCAUGGAUUGGAAUGGACUCGAAGCUCUUCAGGCUCUUGGACAGGGCACGCUGAGCAAGGUCAAUGACAAGGGCUUCGUGCCAGACGAAGUCCGCAAUACUUUUUUCAGGAAGCUGCGCAUGAAGAGCGAGAACCGCACCUGUUUCGAGUGCCCAGCCAGGAAUCCGACCUGGAUCUCGCUGACCUGGGGCAUCUAUCUCUGUCUGGAGUGUUCCGGAGAGCAUAGACGAAAGGGUGUCCACAUAUCUUUUGUACGAAGCGUUGAGCUUGAUAGCUUCACGCCAGAACAGAUGGUGCAGAUGGCUGUGGGAGGCAACGGCAAGGCUCAGGAGUACUUCAAGGGCCACGAGAUGGGUAAACUCUCCUCGUCUGGUCGCGUUGCGGACUACACCUCGAAGGCCGCUGAGAGGUACAGGGCGCAACUCGAAGCGGACGCGAAAAAGGCUUGUGAGAAGCUUGGCGUGGCUAGCAAAAGUGCCAGCCAGGCCGCCAGCAAAGAGGAAGUUCCAGUGGAUCCAGUAGACCAGGCCGCCGACUUCUCCUUCGAGGGGCCGGAGAAGGCAGCGAGUGCUUCGCCUUCCUCGAAGUCUAUGGGUGCGCAGUCCGCUCCAUCGCCGCAGGCGAUGGGCUACCCUGACGCGGUCUCUCCGAUGCGAGGUGCUUCCGCGCCAGCAGUUGUGCCCACGCAGAAGCCUGUGCACACUGUGCCUUCGGCGCACGUCGUCCGACGAUCCAACUUACCGGCACCUGCGCCAAAAGCUCCAGGUUUUGCUUCCAAGCAGAUGGCGAAGCAGAUAGACUUCGACUUCGACUUUGACGACCUGGAGCUGGAGGCCUCGAAGACGAAGCCCCAGCCCGUCUGCUAA
Symbiodinium sp. CCMP2592 is the source of this 4596-nucleotide messenger RNA. NCBI's taxonomy places the organism in Eukaryota, Dinophyceae, Suessiales, Symbiodiniaceae. The record is from the annotation of a GenBank genome assembly.